AUGAAGUUCGUCGGCAAAGUUGCGCUGGCUGUGGAGGAGGGGCGCAAGCGCUUGGAAGUUGUGAGCGCAGCCGUGGCCAAGCGGGCCAAGGCGCUUGGUCAAGACCCUCUAUAUCCACCGGAAGACAAGGUUGUCAGCAAAGCUGCGGCGCAGCUAGCGGCGAAACUCGCGACGGCAGGUGAAGAGGGGGCGUCCCGGGGGGGAAGGUUUGCGGACAAAGAAACAGAGGGGAAAGGGAGCGGAGGGAAGAGGCUGAGUCCGUUGGACCUGGCAAAGCAGAAGAUCAGGAAGGAUAAAGAGGUCAUGUAUGUGGAAGGGGUGCUGGAAGCGGGGGAGAACGAGGGCAAGAGCGACUUUUUGAUUGUGGAGGAUCCGGCAUUGUGA
Klebsormidium nitens is the source of this 384-nucleotide messenger RNA. Lineage: Eukaryota; Viridiplantae; Streptophyta; Klebsormidiophyceae; Klebsormidiales; Klebsormidiaceae. The record is from the annotation of a GenBank genome assembly.